UUCUCAAUAGCCUCCUCGAAGGAAGCGCAGGUUUUGAAUUUGCUGCAGCUCGGAAGUGUCCGUCACGUCGUUUGCUGGAGGGUCACUGCAAGUAUUACAAAAUCCAAGAAUGACAACUACAACGACGACCAGCACGUUGGCGUCACUUUUCACGUCGACGACGACGACGUCCGCUGGUCAACUGACGGCUCCUGCAACGACCAGCACGGCGACGUCGUCUCUUGCCAAAACGACCGCGGAAGCGUCUAAGACGUUGACUCUGACUCCUGCCACGAGCUCCUCUGCCCCGGGACUGUCCAUCGGCCAGAAAAAGGAAGAGACCAAGUCGAUGACCAUGUCCCAACUGGACAAUUUCCUGAACAUCUGGGCUGUUGAGGUGCGCGACACCGAGGCCACGUUCCACGAGCAAGUCGCCGAGAUCAACAACUGGGACAAGAAACUCACGGAGAACGGCACCAAGCUCAUCGAGCUCAACAAGAACAUGGAAAACCUGAAAGAGUCGCAGGCGAACAUCAACUACGACCUCGAUUUCGUCGCUUGCCACUUGACCGAGCUCAACGACUACCUCACAGACUUAGAGAAGAAGUCGGAUGAGAAUAAAACCUUCUGCCCUUCAGGCAAGAUCGACCAGCAGAGGCGACAGUUGUACGACCAUAUAUCCAACCUCGACGUCGAGAUAAAGCGUGUGCACGAAGAGCUUAAUGAGCUCAUUGAAAGCAUGAAUCAAGCCUCGAAUAUGACAGAGGUCCUCAACCCUGUCACUCAGAUUGGAAGCAUUCUUAACUCCCACAUCGCCUCUUUGCAACUCGUCGAUAAAACCAUCGAGAAAACCCAAAAUUAUCUUUCUGAAUUGACUACCCUUAAAGAAUCAACAAAUUUAACAAACCGUUAACAUUUUAUACUGUAAUUUCUUAAAAUUUUGUAAAUAUAUGCUAUUGUU
Cimex lectularius (bed bug) is the source of this 940-nucleotide messenger RNA. Its product is annotated as nuclear pore glycoprotein p62-like. Gene Ontology annotation, molecular function: phospholipid binding; structural constituent of nuclear pore. The transcript is spliced from 2 exons. The coding region runs from base 110 to 892 and encodes 260 amino acids. Gene Ontology annotation, biological process: protein import into nucleus; RNA export from nucleus. The record is from RefSeq and is a predicted model, not a curated record. Gene Ontology annotation, cellular component: nuclear pore; nuclear pore central transport channel. NCBI's taxonomy places the organism in Eukaryota, Metazoa, Arthropoda, Insecta, Hemiptera, Cimicidae.